Drosophila santomea is the source of this 1942-nucleotide messenger RNA. RefSeq lists its product as uncharacterized. Bases 928 to 1518 code for a protein of 196 amino acids. NCBI's taxonomy places the organism in Eukaryota, Metazoa, Arthropoda, Insecta, Diptera, Drosophilidae. The record is from RefSeq and is a predicted model, not a curated record. The transcript is spliced from 4 exons. Gene Ontology annotation, molecular function: chitin binding. Gene Ontology annotation, cellular component: extracellular region.
CGAGUGCGCGCUCAAGUUGAACACAUAUAUUUCUUGAAGGCACGACAAACGAGUUCAGGCCUGGCUCAAAAAGCCCACUCAAAUCUGAGCUGGAGUGUUUCUACAGAGUGGAGCGAGUCUUGUGGUUUCUGAGUAGACCGCCAAGUAUUCGUGUUCGUAUUCAACAACAAUUGCAGUCAGUUGAGGUUGAAGCGUCUGGUUGAAUGGUUGUUGUACUUGUCUGGAGAUCAGAAAAGCCCAAGAAUUACUACAGACCGUAAUAAUAAAAGUGAAUCAAGAAGUCGUAUUAUUAGUAUUAUCCCAUUUGUGUUGUGUUGCCAUAUUCGUGUGCUCCAUUGUCCCAGGAAAAGUCACAAAAAAAAGAGAAAAACAUCUGAAGCGAUUGCAACUGCAACUGCAAGCAACGUCAACUGUGCAACUUCAACUGUGAAGCUUUUACCCGCCCGCUAUUUUGGCGGCCUAUUGGGCAAUCGCCUCCUCGCAUGCGACUCAACUGCUUUAUAGGCCAUGCAAAUUCGCGGCAAUCUCCGGCUUUGAUGUUGCUCCAUUUACUAGCAUUUUCCUAUUACCAACUGGGAAAAGUAAACAACCGAAACACGUGUGCAACGGCUGCGGCAACGGCAGCGGCAAUUGCCAAUGAAAACGAAUUAAUUGUAAUUGCUUCUUAAGGCGAAAAGUAGUAAGUCGUUAAAACGCUCAACCGCACGCGGUUUUUGUAGCCUUGUCGAUCGGUUUCAAGUGCAUGAAAGUAAGUGCAAGUGCUUACCGAGCAAACAAACAAACAUACAAACAAACAAACAUUGCAAAAGGUCAACACAUAAAUCAAACUGAAGCAGUGGGAGUCGGAAAAAGAAAAAGGAAUCGCAUGCCGCCGAUAAAACAAAAGGAGUAAAAAUAACAUUUACCAGCUGCAGACACAGAAGCAACAUGUUGCCGAGAAUAACUUUUGUGUUCAUCAUCAUUUGUGGAUAUUUAUUAUUUACUGACUGCCAUGAAACGGUUCGUUCUAAACGAGCCAAGCGCCCACGAGCUCCGGAACCAGUUAAUUUUGAGCCGGAACCGCAGCAGGAUCUGGAGAAUGAUGAGAACGGCAGCCAGGAGAAGGAUCUCCCAGAGAUACCGGACAACUUCCUUAGCCCCUCGGUUCGCGAGUACCUAGAGCUGGGAAAAUCCAUUCCCGGUCGUCCUGGCGUAGACUAUCCCAUUCUGUCGGCGGUGCCGUACACCAAUUUUUACUGCGACGAGCAGGAGUAUCCUGGGUUCUUUGCCGACAUGGAGACAAGGUGUCAGGGUUGGCACUACUGCGACAUCGAUGGACGACAGGCCACGUUCCUCUGCCCAAAUGGCACCCAGUUCUCACAGGCGGUCUUUGUCUGCGACUGGUGGUUCAAUGUCCGCUGCGAUCUCUCACCCCGGCUGUACGCCAUCAAUGCCCGGCUCUAUCAGCGCCCCAAGGUGAAUCCCACUCGGCCACAUCGCAUCAUCACCAAGCAACUCGUCGAGGACAUCUUCACCUGAGCCCCGAGUGGUCCUCCCAUUAAUAAAUGUAGCCUAAGUUUGCAGAUGCCUAUUAGCUAACACAUUACUAUUUGCUUUUCUUAUGCUGUAAAUUCGAACUUAGAAUCAAAUGGUUGAGACCACUUUUCGAACAAGUUAAUGCGCUAUAGUCUUAGGUCGGAUGAUUUGUACAGACUUCUUUCUUGCUUUAAAGACUUUGAUAUAUUUCCAAUAGUUUUAAAGACUUGUAAGAAACCUUUAAUACAAUGCAUUUGUGUGUUCUAUUUUAAAAAUAUUUAUUUUUGAAAUACCUUUUACCAGCUCUACGGGAAACAUUCAUGUUAGAGGUAUCACUUUAAGCUAUAAUAAAAAAUAAAAGGUAUGAUAAAAAUUAUUUGGUGUUGAAGAAGUUUGUUGAAUACUUUCGAUUAACUUUUCCAUGCAA